This is a messenger RNA of Amoebophrya sp. A25, 700 nucleotides long. NCBI's taxonomy places the organism in Eukaryota, Dinophyceae, Syndiniales, Amoebophryaceae. The record is from the annotation of a GenBank genome assembly.
UACAAAUUCUGGAAGCCAAUCACUCAAUAAUAUGCGGCUGCCGAACGAGCGUCGGUGAGUCAGGAAUCAGUCACUUAGUGAGUUAAAUAGCUCUCUGGAGUGGUUCCCCAGGGGCAGGCGUCAUGAUCACCGACGCAAAAGCGGCCAGCGACGUGAUCAAUCUCCUAUGACUAUCUCACAGCACAGACGACUAUCUAACGGAGUUGAAGCCCUACAUCUACGACUUUCAGACAUCUUGUGAUGAGUUCGAUGCUGACAACGCGACCACAGAGGAGCUAACUAGUUUUCUUCUUCCUCGAUGUAGUUCAAGUUGUACUAGUAGGCCAGUGGUUUUGACCUACAACCCCAACCGUACAAGCGAAGCGAUGGAGAAGAUUAAAAUCGCAGAAGCAUUCACGAACUACGCUAUUCCAAGUCUAGAAGGUCACGCUAGUUCUCUUAGUGGCCCGAAGUAUUGCCUAUCGAUGUGUUCUCCUACUGAUCAAUCGUUUUCUUCUACUGCAGUAGGAGCAACACCAUCCAACACUACAAGCAGUUCGUCACCUUCUUCUACGAAUCAAACACUUCGACCGGAUUCAAAUCAUUCGCUUCAACCGGCUGAAGAAGUAGAUCCUCAAGAGUAUGACGAUCGGCAGAACUAUGAAGAAGCUAGUGGUGAUGAUAGUAGUGACGACAGCAGUCCUAUCCUCAGCACCACUAC